GCUGCAGCCGCCGCCAAGAAGCAGGAGCAGGCCUCGGAGAUCUCUGCAGUUCCGACGCCAAUGCAAGAAGGAUCCACACCAUGGCGACGCAUCGAUGAUAUCGGCAGUGGACUUUACCUCUGCGGCGCCGCUGCCCUGGAGAACAAGGCCGAGCUCGAGCGCUUGGGAAUUCGGGGCAUCCUGAACUGCGCAAAGGACGACUUGUACAGCCGAUCCUACUCUGAUGGUGUGCCCCUGCGCACACGGCUUGAUGGCUACGCCAUCGAGGUGCUUGAAGCGGAGGACAUAGAGGAGCAGCCUAUGCGCGACCUGUGGGUUCGCGCAGUGGAGUUCCUGGACAGGGUGCUCCGUGAAGGUGGCUGCGUGGCGGUGCAUUGCGCGCAGGGCGUAAGCCGCUCUGCGAGCACGUGUCUGGCAUACCUGAUGAUCCGUGAGGGAUUGUCCCUGGAAGCCGCAUUCCGCCGGGUCUUCGAUGCCAGGGACUUCAUCCGUCCCAACCCGGGCUUCUGGCAACAACUACGGGACCUCGAGGCAUCCCUUGGCAAGGCAGGCGGAGUGAUCGACCAGCAGGAUGCUGCCGGGCAAGCAAUCCUGCGCCUGGACGAGGAGCUGAGGCAGAAGAAGUUAGCUGUGGCUGCCGGUUGGUUGUGA
Messenger RNA from Symbiodinium pilosum, 651 nucleotides. The record is from the annotation of a GenBank genome assembly. NCBI's taxonomy places the organism in Eukaryota, Dinophyceae, Suessiales, Symbiodiniaceae.